AGCUGCCCUUCAGCGCCAUCAACCUUUGCAUUCUUAUUCUCGAUUUCGCGUCUCCCUCCUUUCCCUCUCUGCUCCUUCAAAUCAUUUGAGCUUGCUCACGCCCAGCUAGGCCUAUCUAUCAAUCAUCUUCAGGACGAAUAAAAAAUGUCUGUUAAAUUCGAUAAGGUGGUCACUCAUACGACGGAGAUUGUGAAAGAUAAAGUGAAGGAUGAUUUGCACAGAGUGGGAAACAGGCUGACGGGAGGGAAGUCAACGACUGGAUACCUGGCGGCAUACCUGCAGCAACUCCAAUCCAAUCCUCUGCGAACUAAGAUGCUCACAUCUGGAACCUUAUUCGCGCUUCAAGAGUUCCUGGCUUCGUGGAUCGCGCAUGAUCGCAGCAAGCAUGGCCACUACCUAAACUCUAGAAUACCCAAGAUGGCGCUGUACGGCUCGUUCAUCGGCGCUCCCCUAGGCCAUGUCCUCAUUAGCAUCCUCCAAAAGCUGUUCUCCGGCCGCACCAGCUUGAAAGCUAAGAUCUUGCAGAUUCUCGUCAGCAACCUGAUCAUCUCCCCGAUCCAAAAUUGCGUUUACCUCGCUUCUAUGGCGAUCAUCGCUGGUGCGCGAACAUUCCACCAAGUUAAGGCCACUGUGAAGGCUGGCUUCAUGCCCGUCAUGAAAGUCAGCUGGGUCACCUCCCCGCUAUCCCUGGCAUUUGCCCAGAAAUUCCUUCCGCCACACACCUGGGUUCCCUUCUUCAACAUCAUCGGUUUCGUCAUCGGUACAUAUAUCAAUGCCCAUACCAAGAAGAAGAGACUGGAGGCUUUGAGACGUAAGCAUUACGGAUCUGGGAAAAGUGCAUCGGGCCGGUCCGAUGACUACCCACCAAGACAUGAUUGAAUACCUGAAUACGAGAACUACGGCUGCGAUAGCUAUUCAAAUAGGUCUCUCUAUCUACAUCUAUUUGAGUUCUCGCCCAUUAGGCUUAUUUCUUCGGUUUCUUCUCGACCGCGGAUGUUGAUGUGAAUGAACCAUAUUUUGACAGGGAAUGCGGAUGGGUUUUCUUUUCUUUUUCUUUCCUUUCCCUUCCUUCCCUUCUUCUUGGAGCAUAAUAGCUUGGCCCCAGAUACUUGAGAGCAGUUUUUUUAUCUUCUGGAUAGAAGAAGAGGGAGAAUGGAGAAGGCCCCUGGUACCCCUCUGAAAGUUAAUGAAAUUUUAUAUAUAUACCACAUGAUUAUUUUAGUGUGUACAGUCUCUACUCCAUGCACUCACCUAUGCUCGGGGGUUUUUUUUUCUGUGCUGAAUAUUUGUCUAAUCGUCUCAACCACACUUAUUGUCACCGUUUCUAUUAUUUAUUUUAUUUUUGCUUUGUUGUCUCCCUGCUUCUGUUAGAAAUAUUGCUAUAUAUCCUCUGACAAAUUUUCAUGAGAU
Molecule: messenger RNA, 1410 nt
Organism: Histoplasma capsulatum G186AR
Lineage: Eukaryota; Fungi; Ascomycota; Eurotiomycetes; Onygenales; Ajellomycetaceae
Exons: 4
Coding region: 145-879 (244 amino acids)
Cellular component (GO): membrane; cytoplasm
Source: RefSeq, a predicted model, not a curated record